Molecule: messenger RNA, 669 nt
Organism: Annulohypoxylon maeteangense
Lineage: Eukaryota; Fungi; Ascomycota; Sordariomycetes; Xylariales; Hypoxylaceae
Product: glutathione-dependent formaldehyde-activating GFA
Exons: 2
Coding region: 94-591 (165 amino acids)
Molecular function (GO): carbon-sulfur lyase activity
Source: RefSeq, a predicted model, not a curated record
GAUGAAAUACAAUCACCAAUGCUAAUCAAUGGAAGAAAUUUGAAUCGGAAUUAGUGUUCGUUCAUUGCAGUCUUCAAUAUUGACCCAAGCAAGAUGUCCAGACCAACACCUGACAAUUUCCCGAAACCGAAGUCCAUUACAGGGGGCUGUCUUUGCGGUGCUCUGCGAUACAAGGUCGACUUCCCCGACGACCACGACUUUUUGAAACAAAGCUCAAGUUGUCAAUGCACGCAAUGCCGGCGCAACACAGGAACCCUAUUCCUCGUAGCGCACACUACCCCGCUAAGCGGAUUCACAUUCCUAACGCCCACGACAACGCUGAAAAAGUUCUCCGCGACGCCGGGUUUCCAGCGCGCAUUCUGCGCUAACUGCGGGGGCUUUCUGUACUGGCGGGACGAGUCGCUGGACGAAGUCGCGGUGGCGGUAGGGACUGUGGACCCGGAGUACCUAUCCAAGUACGGGUUCGCGCUUGCGAGUGCCUCGGACAAUCUCUGGUGCGAGAACGAGAUUAAGGGCGUUACCGAUGUGAUGAUUGGCAAGGAGAGAGGUAUCAGGUGGGCUAGGAGUAGCGAAGAGGGUGUUAAAAUGUAAAGGGCACCUGCAAUGAAGCGAAAUUUAUCCUGUAGGGAAUAACACGCCUAAAAGCUCGCUUGUAGACAAUGAUAAUAC